Messenger RNA from Camelus dromedarius (Arabian camel), 7804 nucleotides. It is a transcript of the gene NCOA3, whose product is annotated as nuclear receptor coactivator 3. Gene Ontology annotation, cellular component: nucleus. The coding region runs from base 224 to 4438 and encodes 1404 amino acids. Gene Ontology annotation, molecular function: nuclear receptor binding; protein dimerization activity. The transcript has 23 exons. NCBI's taxonomy places the organism in Eukaryota, Metazoa, Chordata, Mammalia, Artiodactyla, Camelidae. The record is from RefSeq and is a predicted model, not a curated record. Gene Ontology annotation, biological process: positive regulation of transcription by RNA polymerase II; cellular response to hormone stimulus.
GGCGGCGGCGGCGGCGGCGGCGGCGGCGGCGACGGCGACGGCUGCGGGCUGAGUGCUGAGUGCUGAGCGCUGAGCGGCUAGUUUCCGAUUUAAAGCUGCUGCGAGGAAAAUGGCGGCGGGCGGAUCAAAAUACUUGCUGAACAGUGGAGUCAGAGACCAAUAAAAAUAAACUCCCACUUGAACGUCAUUUGACUGGUUAGCCAGUUGCUGACGUAUUUUCACAAUGAGUGGAUUAGGAGAGAACUCUUUGGAUCCACUGGCCCCUGAUUCACGAAAACGCAAGUUGCCAUGUGAUACUCCAGGACAAGGUCUUACCUGCAGUGGUGAAAAGUGGAGACGGGAACAGGAGAGUAAAUAUAUUGAAGAAUUGGCUGAACUGAUAUCUGCUAAUCUUAGUGAUAUCGACAAUUUCAAUGUCAAACCGGAUAAAUGUGCAAUUUUAAAGGAAACAGUAAGACAGAUACGUCAAAUAAAAGAGCAAGGAAAAGCUAUUUCCAAUGAUGAUGAUGUUCAGAAAGCUGAUGUAUCUUCCACAGGACAAGGAGUUAUUGAUAAAGACUCCUUAGGACCACUUUUACUUCAGGCAUUGGAUGGUUUCCUCUUUGUGGUGAAUCGUGAAGGAAACAUUGUAUUUGUGUCAGAAAAUGUCACCCAGUACCUGCAGUACAAGCAAGAGGACCUGGUUAACACAAGUGUCUACCAUAUCUUGCAUGAAGAAGACAGAAAGGAUUUUCUUAAAAACUUACCCAAAUCUACAGUUAAUGGAGUUACGUGGACAAAUGAGACCCAGCGACAAAAAAGCCAUACAUUUAGUUGCCGUAUGUUGAUGAAAAUGCCACAUGAUAUUAUGGAAAACAUAAAUACUAGUCCUGAAAUGCGCCAGAGAUAUGAAACAAUGCAGUGCUUUGCUCUGUCCCAGCCACGAGCUAUGAUGGAGGAAGGGGAAGAUUUGCAGUCCUGUAUGAUCUGUGUGGCACGCCGUGUUACUACAGGAGAGAGAGCAUUUCCAUCAAACCCUGAGAGCUUUAUUACUAGACACGAUCUUUCAGGAAAAGUUGUCAAUAUAGAUAUGAAUUCGCUGAGAUCCUCCAUGAGGCCCGGUUUUGAAGAUAUAAUCCGAAGGUGCAUCCAGAGAUUUUUUAGUCUUAAUGAUGGGCAGUCGUGGUCCCAGAAACGUCACUAUCAGGAAGCUUACAUCCAUGGCCAUGCAGAAACCCCAGUGUAUCGAUUCUCUUUAGCUGAUGGCACUAUAGUGACUGCACAAACAAAAAGCAAGCUAUUCCGAAAUCCUGUAACAAAUGAUCGUCACGGCUUUGUCUCAACCCACUUUCUUCAGAGGGAACAGAAUGGGUAUAGACCAAACCCAAAUCCUGUUGGACAAGGCAUUAGACCUCCAGCAGCUGGUUGCAGCAGUGCAGUAGGCGGCAUGAACAUGUCGCCCAGCCAGGGCUUACAGAUGCUGAGCGGCAGGACCUAUGGCUUGGCUGACCCCAGCCCCGCGGGACAGAUGGCUGGAGCUAGGUAUGGGGCUUCUGGUAGCAUGGCUUCAGUGAACCCCGGGCCAGGCAUGCAGUCACCAGCUUCCUACCAGAACAGCAACUACGGUCUCAGCAUGAGCAGCCCUCCGCACGGCAGUCCUGGCCUCAGCUCCAGCCAGCAGAGUAUCAUGAUUUCUCCUCGUAAUCGUGGGAGUCCAAAAAUGGCCUCACACCAGUUUUCUCCUGUCGCAGGUGUACACUCUCCCAUGGGAUCUUCUGGCAAUACUGGGAGUCACAGCUUUUCUAGCAGCUCUCUCAGUGCCCUUCAAGCUAUCAGUGAGGGCGUGGGGACUUCUCUUUUAUCUACUCUGUCUUCACCAGGCCCCAAAUUGGAUAACUCUCCCAAUAUGAAUAUAACGCAGCCAGGUAAAGUGAACAGUCAGGAUUCCAGGAGUCCCCUAGGCUUGUAUUGCGACCAGAAUCCAGUGGAGAGUUCAAUGUGUCAGUCAAAUAGCAGGGAUCACCACAGUGACAAAGAAAGUAAGGAGAGCAGCAUGGAAGGGUCAGAGAAUCAAAGAGGUCCUCUGGAAAGCAAAGGUCACAAAAAAUUAUUGCAGUUACUUACCUGUUCUUCUGAUGACCGGGGGCAUUCCUCCUUGACCAGCUCCCCUCUGGAUUCAAGUUGUAAAGACUCUGCCGUUAGUGUCACCAGCCCCUCUGGGGUCUCCUCUUCAACACCUGGAGGCGUGUCCUCCACGUCCAAUAUGCACGGGUCACUGCUGCAGGAGAAGCACCGGAUUUUGCACAAGUUGCUGCAGAACGGAAAUUCACCAGCUGAAGUCGCCAAGAUUACUGCCGAAGCCACUGGGAAGGACACUAGUGGUACGACGUCUUGUGCGGAAGGGAACGUCAAGCAGGAGCAGUUAAGUCCUAAGAAGAAGGAAAAUAAUGCUCUGCUUAGAUAUCUUCUGGACAGGGAUGACCCUAGUGACACACUCUCCAAAGAACUACAGCCCAAAGUGGAAGGCGUGGACAGUAAAAUGAGCCAGUGCAGCAGCUCCACCAUUCCCAGCUCAAGUCAAGAGAAAGAGUCUAAAAUUAAGACAGAAGCAAGUGAAGAGGGGUCUGGAGACUUGGAUAAUCUAGAUGCUAUUCUUGGUGAUCUGGCCAGUUCUGAUUUUUACAGUAAUUCCAUAUCCACAAACAGUAGCAAUCUGGGAACCAGGCAACAACAGAUGUUUCAAGGAGCUAAUUCUCUGGGUUUGAGGAGUCCACAGCCUGUGCAGUCUGUUCGUCCACCGUGUAACCGAGCAGUGUCUCUAGACAGCCCUGUUUCUGUUGGCUCAAGCCCUCCAGUAAAGAAUAUGAGUGCUUUCCCCAUGUUACCAAAGCAGCCCAUGUUGGGUGGCAAUCCAAGAAUGAUGGAUGGUCAGGAAAAUUAUGGCUCAAAUAUGGGUGGACCAAACAGAAAUGUGACUGUGAACCAGACUCCUUCCUCGGGAGACUGGGGCUUACCAAACCCAAAGGCCAGCAGAAUGGAACCUGUGAAUUCAAACUCCAUGGGGAGACCAGAAACGGAGUAUAAUGCUUCUUUACCCAGGCCUCCAGUGGGUGGCUCAGUGCCCACCAUGCCUCUUCGGUCCAGUAGCAUCCCAGGCGCAAGGCCGAUGUUGCAGCAGCAGCAGCAGAUGCUUCAGAUGCGGCCUGGUGAGAUUCCCAUGGGCAUGGGAGUCAGUCCUUAUGUCCAAGCAGCACCGUCAAACCAACCUGGUUCCUGGCCAGAUGGCAUGCUGUCCAUGGAACAAGGCCCUCAUGGGACUCAAAAUAGGCCACUUCUUAGGAAUUCCCUGGAUGAUCUCCUUGGGCCACCUUCUAACCUAGAAGGCCAGAGCGAUGAAAGAGCAUUGUUGGACCAGCUGCACACGCUCUUGAGCAACACAGAUGCCACAGGCCUGGAAGAAAUUGACAGAGCUCUGGGCAUUCCUGAACUUGUAAAUCAAGGACAAGCUUUGGAGCCCAAACAGGAUGCUUUCCAAGGCCAAGAAGCAGCAGUAAUGAUGGAGCAGAAGACAGCAUUGUAUGGGCAGACGUACCCAGCACAGGGGCCUCCAAUGCCAGGAGGCUUUAAUCUUCAGGGACAGUCACCAUCUUUUAACUCUAUGAUGAAUCAGAUGAACCAGCAAGGCAGUUUUCCUCUGCAAGGAGUGCACCCUAGGGCCAACAUCAUGAGACCCCGGACAAACACCCCCAAGCAGCUUAGAAUGCAGCUUCAGCAGAGGCUGCAGGGCCAGCAGUUUUUGAAUCAGAGCCGUCAGGCACUUGAAAUGAAAAUGGAAAACCCUACUGCUGGUGGGGCUGCGGUAAUGAGGCCCAUGAUGCAGCCCCAAGUGAACUCCCAGCAGGGGUUCCUGAACGCCCAGAUGGUUGCGCAGCGCAGCAGGGAGCUGCUAAGCCAUCACUUCCGGCAGCAGAGGGUGGCCGUGAUGAUGCAGCAGACGCAGACGCAGCCGCAGCCGCAGGCCUUCAGCCCGCCCCCUAACGUGACCGCUUCCCCCGGCAUGGAUGGGGUUUUGCCAGGGCCUGCGAUGCCGCAAGCUCCACCCCAGCAGUUUGCAUAUCCACCAAAUUAUGGGAUGGGACAGCAGCCAGAUCCAGCCUUUGGUCGAGUGUCUAGUCCUCCUAAUGCAAUGAUGUCAUCAAGAAUGGGUCCCUCCCAGAAUCCCAUGAUGCAGCACCCUCAGACCACACCCAUGUACCAGUCCUCAGAAAUGAAGGGCUGGCCGUCAGGAACCCUGGCCAGGAAUAGCUCCUUUUCCCAGCAGCAGUUUGCCCACCAGGGGAAUCCCGCGGCAUAUAGUAUGGUGCAUAUGAACGGCAGCAGUGGUCCCAUGGGACAGAUGGCCAUGAACGCCAUGCCCAUGGCCGGUAUGCCCAUGGGUCCUGAUCAGAAAUACUGCUGACAUCUCCACACCAGGACCUCCAAGGAAAUCACUGUACAAAAUGACACUGCACUAGGAUUAUUGGGAGUAAAGAAUCACUGUUCUAGGCACCCAGCUUUGAAGAGAGGACCAGCUUUGAUCUUUGUCAAGAGUAUUCCCAGUGACGUCAUUUGAGCAGGACUGGAUUUUAAACUGAAGUGUGAUAUCUACCUUUUUUUUCUUCCUUCUGUGUAUCAUGUUUAAAACAAAUAUUUUUGGCAUUCUGCCUUUUAGGGAUGUGAUUCUGGAGGUGUGGAGUGUUACUGGUCAUGAAGUGCUCCUGUGUCACUGUUUUAUGUGUGGCUACCCACAGUCUUUGGGAAAAAAAUCUAGAUGGGCCAGAGAAAAUUGGAGAAAUCAAGAGGGAUUAGAAAGUCCGGUUUCUCUGGUUGCAGUAUUGAGUGAAGAGCACGGUCCCAGCCUUUGCGUGUUUGUUUUUGUCACUACCAGGUAGUUCUGUCCCGUGGAAUUGGCAUUUCCAAGUUCUCCUUUAAUGAUAGUGUUUGCGUUGCUCUGACCCUACUCUUGUUUGUCCUAGCUUUUUCCUAAAUAGGAUUUUGAUCUGCUCCUAAUAUCCUAUAAUACUUCACCUCCAGGAAUUGUCCUUGGUGUCAGAUGGCUUUGCAGAAGGGAAAUGAGAUGACAGUAUUUAAUCGCAGCAGUAGCAGUUUUUCUCAUGCUAACGUGCAGCUGAGUGCACUUUAUUUAAAAAGUAGUGGAUAAAUGCAAUAUUCUCGAGGUCUUGAGGAAUGCUGGACCACAUUCCUGGUUUUUGUCUAAACUAAUCUGUUGGACGAGAACUCUGAUUUGUUGUUGUUGAAAGUACUGGUGUCACCCUUUGCCUAUAUGGUAGAGCAAUAAUGCUUUUUGAAAAUAAACUGCAGAAAACCCAAGGCCAGGUACUGCAUUCUGAAUCAGAAUUUUGCAGUGUUUCUGUGAAUAGAUUUUCUUUUGUAAAUACGACCUUUAAGAUAUUGUAUUAUGUAAAUUAUGUAUAUACCUUUUUUGUAGGUCACAGCAACUCAUUUUUACAGAGUUUGUGAAGCUAAAUAUUUAACAUUGUUGAUUUCAGUAAGUUCAGCAUGGUGAGGUUAGAGUCAUCCCCUGAAUUCUGUGGUCUAGGGGUGGGGACAGGUCCACAGCUUUCCCUUGCCCCCAGCAUUAGAUGCCUCGCUCUUUUCAGUCUCGUAAUCUAAAUGCUUUUUAAAGAGAUCAUUUGUUUAGAUGUAGGCAUUUAAAAUUGUUUUAAAAGAAAUUCCUCUACCAGAAUUAAGCACUUUGUUAAUUUGGGGGGAGAGAGUAGAUACGGGAAGUAGACUUAAAAAAGCUAUCAAGAAUUGUAAAAGAUCAAGCAAUUUGAUUUAAAAAAAUCUUGGGUUUUAAGCGGUCCAUAAAUUAAACAAAAGCAAGUCUUUUUUUUUUUUUUUUCUUUUCAAAUUGAGUAUGUUGUCCAUUUUAAGAGUGCUACAAGGUUUUGGUUGCUAGGACCCGAGUCCCACGUUGAGAUCUCAGGAGUAGAAUCCUUAAUGUGUGGUUUCUGGUGUCUGCUCAGCUCCCUUGUCAUUCUGCUCAUGUGAUGUCCUUGCCAUUCCUGAGAAUUAGCCACGUUAUGGUGAUUUCUCGAGGAGCUCCGUCUCCACAGCAGGUGGUCUCAUGCUGAGAACCGCAGCCUGACCGGGCGCCUCUGCUCCUUCCCUCCUCUGCCCCCCGCGCCCUUCUGCUGCUGCCACUUGUCAGUCGGGAGCAGGGAAGAAAAUCAGGUUUAAUUCCCUUUACCUUUAUCAGGUUCAAACAGUUGAAUGAAAUUGAGUUUUUGGACUGUCUAUAAAUUUCAAAUAUCUGUUAGCCUUGGUGUCAUUUCCUAGCAAUAACUGAGAGGCAGUUAAAUUUCUUUUUCACACAUUUAGCGAAUCUUUCGAGGUGUCUCUGAAGGUAAGGUCAUUUAUUUCUUUGACUUGCUUAUGAAUAAGUGAAACUUGUUAUUUCCAGAACCACCACCAGAGUGGAUUUGAGCUUCAUACUCCCCCCAACCUUCCUCCACCUGGUUAAAAAUAAUUCUAAGAUUGUAAAUCCAUCAACUUCCAUCCUGGUAGCCUGUACUUCUCAGAUAACACAUCCUCCUGUCUGGAGACAGGCAGAGCUGAGGAAGAGUUUCUUUCUAGACACAGUUGUGUCUGGUGUAUUUGAACCUUUCUUGUUGAAGUCACAUGUGUAUGGGGAGAAAUAGAAUGGUGCUCUUACCUUCCUUGACUUUUAAAAAUUAAAAAAAAAGUUUUGUGAGUAUUUCCUCAGUUAGUCCUGACUUCAGGCUAACUAGAAGGCAGCACCCCUGUUUUAUAUGGGAAAAAAAUGCAGUUUAUUAUAGGUUUUUAUAUUUUCUACUUGUUCAUUUUACUGGUGCAAAUUUAAGAUUUUGAUUUUCUUUUAAUAGCUCCAGUCUUGAGGUAAUUGGUUGUUUUUACCUUUAUUCCCCUUUUAUCUUUUUUGGAUAAUUCUCUGUACUCCUGCUGCCUACCUCUCUUCACCCCCCUCCCCACCGCGCCCUUUCUAAACCUUAGGAUCUGUUGGGUGAACAGUGUAUCUUUUCUUUUAGAAUGUGAGAUAUUUCCAAUACUUACUUUUUUGCUGAAUCCAAAGAUAUAUAAAUAUAUAUUUUAUAAAGAUCAAAAUGAUAUAAAGGAGAUACAUGUUUCUUCGUUUAAAAAAUAGAAAUCCAUUGUUAAUGUUCAUAUUGUGAUGCCACUUUUCUAAAUUGUGCAUCUGGAUGGAAAGGUGUAAAUAUCAAUCAAUAGGACUGCUUAAUCAGUAUUUAAUAUCUAAGGUGAGUUGGGGGUGUAUAAGGGUGGGGUGCUACAAACAGGUUUGCUGUCUUAUAAGUUCCUUGGUCCACAGAGUGGACUCCCAGUUACCCAUGUGCCUGCCCAGUUGUCUUUUUAUUUGCAGAAGCCAUGGGUUCUUUCACAUAGGAGGGAAGCCUCUUGGAUAGAUGAACUCUCCCUGCUGCAGAGAAGCUGGGGCUGCUGUUCGGCUCCAAGGCAGACUGCUUAAUCGUGAGCAGAGUGUUUUUUCUUCCCUUCUCUUUCCAGUAUGUAGAAUUUUGAAGAUAGAAAUGUCAUUCUGAGAGCAAUAUGUAAAUUCUCAGGAAUUGACUUACAGUAUUGAGAAUGAAUUCACUUUCAAUCAAGUUUACAUUAAAUGUUGCUUUUAAAAAAUCUGAAUCAUUCUUUACGCUGCAAAAGAAUCCAAACCACAUGGGAUAACUUAUGAGAUGGUUGGGUGGAAAGCUAUGACUCAAUUUGUUGAUCAUUUUGGAUGUCACUGUAAAUAAAGGUUUCUAUUUAAGCCUAA